This is a messenger RNA of Schistocerca serialis cubense, 393 nucleotides long. RefSeq lists its product as uncharacterized. NCBI's taxonomy places the organism in Eukaryota, Metazoa, Arthropoda, Insecta, Orthoptera, Acrididae. Bases 20 to 271 code for a protein of 83 amino acids. The record is from RefSeq and is a predicted model, not a curated record. The transcript is spliced from 2 exons.
GCUAGCUGCGAACCACGCCAUGGCUAAACUACUGGCACUGUUCACGCUGCUGCUGUGCGUUGCCGCCUUGGCGCAUGCGCAGUUUGGCCAGGGCGGUUUCGGCCGUCCUGGCGGAGGUUUCGGGAGGCCCGGUGGUGGUGGUGGAUUUGGCCCUGGAGGAGGCGGCGGCUUCGGCCCUGGAGGAGGUGGCGGCUUCGGCCCUGGAGGAGGCCGUCCUGGAUUCGGCGGUGGCGGCUUCGGACCCGGAGGUGGUCGCGGCUUUGGCGGGUGAACGAAGUUUCCUUCACGAAGCUCCUGCACCACCAAAAACUGCCCACAAACUACGUCACUUCUUGGUUUUUGUUAAUUUGUGCACACUUUAACAGUUAAUAAAACAUAACAAUUGUCACUGUA